Myotis daubentonii (Daubenton's bat) is the source of this 2845-nucleotide messenger RNA. It is a transcript of the gene RLIG1, whose product is annotated as RNA 5'-phosphate and 3'-OH ligase 1. Gene Ontology annotation, biological process: response to reactive oxygen species. NCBI's taxonomy places the organism in Eukaryota, Metazoa, Chordata, Mammalia, Chiroptera, Vespertilionidae. The record is from RefSeq and is a predicted model, not a curated record. Gene Ontology annotation, molecular function: RNA ligase (ATP) activity.
CCACGCUCAGUAGGUGGUCACGGCCGCCGCCGCUGCGCCUGGGCGUGAGGAGUGUGUGGCGUGAGCGCGAUUGCUGCCGCCUCUCCCCGCGGGGACCCGUCGCUGUUCCGAGGCACGCUUUCCACUCGCAUUGCGCGUCGUGCCCGCCAUGAGGCGCCUGGGCUCCGUGCAGCGGAAAAUGCCGUGCGUGUUUGUGACGGAGGUGAAAGAGGAGCCCUCCACCAAAAGGGAGCAUCAGACAUUUAAAGUUUUGGCAACUGAAACUGUAAGUCACAAGGCAUUAGAUGCAGAUAUAUACAGUGCAAUUCCAACAGAAAAAGUGGAUGGAACAUGUUGUUAUGUUACUACUUACAAAGGUCAGCCAUAUCUGUGGGCUCGAUUAGAUAGAAAACCUAACAAACUAGCUGAAAAAAGGUUUAAAAAUUUUCUACAUUCAAAACAGAACUCAAAAGAAUUUUUUUGGAAUGUCGAGGAGGACUUCAAACCUGUUCCAGAGUGCUGGAUACCAGCGAAGGAAAUUGAACAAUUAAAUGGAAAUCCGAUGCCUGAUGAAAAUGGACACAUUCCUGGGUGGGUACCAGUGGAGAAAAACAACAAGCAGUAUUGCUGGCAUUCCUCUGUAGUUAAUUAUGAAUUUGAAAUAGCCCUGGUACUGAAGCAUCACCCUGAUGAUUUUGGUCUUUUGGAAAUAACUGCGGUGCCACUAUCAGACCUCUUAGAACAGACGCUGGAGCUCAUAGGAACGAAUAUUAAUGGAAACCCAUAUGGGUUAGGAAGCAAGAAGCAUCCAUUACAUCUUCUUAUACCACAUGGAGCAUUUCAAAUAAGAAAUCUACCUACCUUGAAGCACAGUGAUCUGUUGUCCUGGUUUGAAGGUUGCAGAGAGGGUAAAAUUGAAGGAAUAGUAUGGCAUUGCAAUGAUGGCUGUUUAAUCAAGGUCCAUCGCCAUCAUCUUGGUUUAUGCUGGCCAAUUCCAGAUACUUAUAUGAAUUCAAAACCUGUUAUUAUUAACAUGAACUUGAACAAACGUGACUAUGCUUUUGAUACUAAGUGUCUAUUUAAUCAUUUUUCAAAAAUAGAUCAUCAGAAAUUUCGUAGGCUCAAAGAUAUAAUACUUGAUGAGUAGACUGGAAAUGUAAUUAAAAACUAGCUUUAUUGUGUUAUCUUGAAUCUUGAAUAUUCUGCCAUGUGUAAAAGGUGAAAAUAUCUCAAGGUUCCUAUUUAUUGUUCAGUGACUAAUGGAGAAAUAAGUCUUCUAGCAUUUGAAGAAAUGAAUUUUCCAGUUGGAAAUAUCUAGUCAAAGUCUUAUUUAGAAUCAGCAAAUGAAUUUUAACCUCUGGAUUUAAAAAUGUAAGUAAUAGUAAGCUCCCCAGCUUGUACAAAGGGUUGGAUUCUGUCCACUGUAACUGAGUAGUAAUUUAAAGACAACAUGGAAACCAACAAUUUUGGAUCAUUUACUUUCAAAAUGAAAUACUUUAAGCUGAGUUUAAUUUAACCUUGCUUGACAUUUAACAAGACAUAUGGCUCAGACCUACUAUAUAUAUAUAUAUACAAGUUAUAAAUACAUAUAAAAUUUAAGAACCAUGACACAUAUAUAAAUAGGUAAGAAUAUAAAACCCCAAUUUUAAAAGUUAAAAUUGUUACUCUCAUAUUUAAAAACUUAAAACAUUAUGAAUGUACAGAAGUUCACUAUAGCUCAUUGCCUACUUGAUAGUCAUAACUUUAAAAAAUCUUCAAAUAUAUACUUUUCUAAUGUGUUAAAAAUUUCAUACAACUUUAUUUACUAAAAUUUCAAAUUCAGGUAAAGGUACAGGGUAUUGGAAAGGAUAUCAUGUAGUACAGAGACUUGUAAAUAGUUAAAUAAAAACUGUAAUUAUAGCUGGCCCUUAAUAAGUAGGGAAAUUGACAGGACUUCCCUCUUCGUCUUCAAACUGUUCAGAAGCAGCAACAGGACUAGUUAAUUCAACUCCAAAUUGUUCAGAAAGUUUUUUUAACUUCUCUUCUAAAAGAAUAUUUUUUUUCACUUCUUCUUUGUAGUUAUACUUCAGAUCUUCGAUUUCUUCAAAAAACGACGGAUCAACAUUUUCCAGUUCUUUCUUCAGCUUUUUUAUUUCCUCCUAAUAGAAAUAUAUUGUCUUUAAAAGACAUCAAUAAGUAUAUAAUAUACUUAAAGAGAUUUAAUUAUAAACAUGAGCACCAAAGUAACCUGAAUAGCAAAUAUAAAGACUGAAGUAUUAAGAUUUUGUUAAUAAGAUUUUAUUGUGCAGUAUAAGUAACUAACUUGUUAAAUGCCAAAUCAAAUGGCCUGUUAUGUAAGUUAUGUCCUGGUCUUUGUCUAAAAUUUAUUAGCUCUUAAAUUAGAGGGGGAUUUCAUCUUUCUCCAAAAGCAUACUCUCAGAUACGCAGUGAGGCAAGCAAAAAGACAUGGCUAUUCACAGCAUUAAGGUUGUUUUGGUUAAUAUUCUUUAGCUUAGGCUUCAUUUAUAUUUUCUUUACAAAUAUGUAAUUUGUAAUGAAUAAUGGUCAAUUUCUUAUAAAUAUAUUUAUGAUCAGGGAAAUUCUAGGGCUUCUUGCCUGGCUAAGAGCUAUGCAUCUGGUGAAGAGGCAAUUUGAGCUUUAGAAUAGCCAAUAAUCACUAGUGAACUUUCAUAUCAUGUUCUUUUUAUUCUAGUUACAGAUUCUUGAAAGACAUAAAGCAUAGCAAAUAUCUUUUUUAAGGGAGGGGAACUAUUCCUGAAAAGAUUUUCAAAAGGAAAUAAAAGACACUGUUCGCAAUGUGACCGAAAAUAUUAAAAUGAGCUCUAUAUUUGUGACAAUUAAAAAAUAAAUUUAUUCUUUAAUCCUA